GCCAUUUUGUAUCUCCACCAUCCGGUCCGACGAAGUUGGUUGUCAACGACCAGGGAAGCGAAUGUACCGAAAUUGACAACAUUUUUUAAAGUGCAUCCUGAUUUAAAAUAUGUUAGAGUUGAACUUAUUCGCGUAGGAAGUCACAAUUGCGGUUGGUUUAGUGCUCUUUUGUUAGUUUAACGUGUCAGACCUUAUCUUGUUUACCUUUUGCUUUAGCAGGAGAGCUAACGUGAACGACGUUAGCAGUGUCUCUCAGCUAGCCAGCUAGCUCGGCUGGCGAGCAACAGCCCCAGCGUUAGCUCUCAGUGGCUAACUGAACUGUGGCGAAAUGGCGGCGAACACGGCACAAGCAACACCUUCAUCCAGCUGGUCUUACGGUGCAGCUGCAGAUGCCCAGGUUCACGAAAAUCCUGAAUGGGAGAAGGCAAGACAAGCACUAGCCUCCAUUAACAAGAGUCAGAACUCAGCUAAAUCUGCACAAGCAAACCGGACCACAGCAGAGCCAACAGGAUCCGAUUCCACUGCCAUGCCGCAGCAACAGCAGCAGCAGCCGCAGCAACAGCAGCCACCGCAGCAGCAGCAGCAGCAGCAGCAGCAAUACUAUCCAUGGUACCAGCAGACUCAGCAGCAUUACCCUGGAUACACAUACCCGUACAACUACUACUACUCAAUGAGUCCAUAUGGAGCUACAUACCCACCCAAUCAGUAUGGUGUACCACAAGGGCCUUACCCAGGACCUCCAAACUCUAAUGGACAGCCUCCCCCAGUGCCAGGAAUGGAAGACCAGUCCUCCAACUAUCCCCCUCAACCACAGCCUCCUCCCCCUACUACACCCCAACCUCCCCAGAGCCCUACCACAUCAGACAAACCACCUCCUCCUCCACCCCCGCCCAUUCCUCCCCAAUCCAACUCCCAGUUCCCCCCUCCCCCUUCUCCAAGUUCCUAUAGUGCCAACAACUCCAUGCCAUACCCACCGAAUGACCCCAACCAAAUGCAAAUGUACAACCAUUCCCAGACAAGGCCUAACUAUGGACAGGGCUUCCAGGGCCAAAACACCUACCAGCCCUCUCAGAAUAACCCACAACACCAGCAGCAGCCGGGCCAGUACCUGCCAGGGCUUUGCAGAGGAGACAACAAAAACCAAAAACAAGGACAGCAACUCUGGCACCGUAUGAAACAGUCACCUGGGACCGCUUCUGUAAAGUUCAAUAUUUCCAAGAGGCCCUAUCAGGUUCAGUGUGCUCCAGUUUCCAAUCAGGCUUUCCCUCCAGGCGAGCAGCCCUCAGGGUUAAACCCGUCUCCUUCCUCCCCAGCUAGUGCCACAUCUGCACCCCAAGGUGCUCAGACAAGGUCCCAGGACUGGCCCCAAGCCAUGAAGGAGUAUGUCCAGCGCUGCUUUACAGCCUGUGAGACGGAGGAGGACAAAGAUCGUACAGAGAAGGUUCUGAAAGAAGUUCUGCAGGACCGAUUAAAGGACGGUUCUGCCUACACCAUUGAUUGGAAUCGUGAGCCGUUACCAGAACUGAAGGCCAAACAGUCACGUUGGGAAUCAAUUCAACCCCAGAGGGCAUCAGAUGGCUCAAUUUGCCGUGGUGGAAGUACAGCAGCCGCAGCUUCAAGAGGCAGGGGUGGUGGACAUAGACUUGGCCACUACAGAAAUAUAUUUUCUCAAAGGAGUCCAUCUUCCAGUUCCUCCCAUUCCUCCUCCCGCUCCCCGUCCCCCUCUCAUGGCCGGCACAGGGACAGAAGCAACCAAAGGCACAGGCGCAGUGAUUCUGGCUCACAGUCUGACAGCAGCAUCUCUAGUGACCUCCGGCCUCAGCUGUCAAGACGAAGCCAGAGAGGAGCCCGCGGCCGUGGUAAUGACAGAGACAGAGGACGUGGAGGUGGAGAGAGAGGGCGAGGAAGAGGAGGAAAGGCCAAUAGAGGAAGAAGAAAUAUGGAAGAUGCCAAUGCAACUGUUGGAAAGAAGAGGAAAGGCGGCAAUGCUGGUCUGGAUUUCCAUGAUCCCAACAGAGAAGCCAAGAAGCAGAGUAGAGCAGCUCGUUUCCACAAGCAGCUUCGCUCUGAGCCCCUGGUUCUCUCCAUCCAUUCACUGGACCUGCCUGAUGCUCAGGAGGGCCUUAGCUGGGAGGACUGCCCCAUCGUUGGAACAUGCCAGGACAUCACAAAGCACUACCUGAGGCUCACCUGUGCCCCAGACCCCUCCACUGUUCGCCCUGUGUCGGUCCUCAGAAGAUCCCUGCAGGCUGUGAAAACACACUGGAAAACCCACCAGGACUACACCUAUGCUUGUGAACAGAUGAAGUCCAUCCGACAGGACCUCACGGUCCAGGGAGUUCGUACUGACUUCACAGUGGAAGUGUACGAGUGUCAUGCACGCAUUGCUCUUGAAAAGGGAGACCAUGAAGUUAACCAGUGCCAGACCCAGCUGAAAGCUCUGUAUAAGGACCAUCCCUCUGAGAACAUCGGAGAGUUUACAGCAUAUAGAUUGCUGUAUUACAUCUUCACUAAAAACUCUGGAGAUCUGACCACUGAGUUGGUAUAUAUAACUCCAACACUGCGGGCAGAUGUGUGCGUGGCUCAUGCACUCGCACUCCGUGCUGCCUGGGCAUUAGGAAACUUUCGCAGAUUCUUUAAGCUGUACCUUGAAGCCCCACGCAUGGCUUCGUACCUCAUUGACAAGUUUGUAGAGAGGGAAAGAAAGGCUGCACUCCGGGCCAUAGUCAAAACGUUCAGGCCUUAUGUACCAGUGCAGUAUGUGCAAUCCAGUCUGGGCUUCCCUUGUUUAGAUUCCUGUAUGACCUUUCUUAAUGGGCUAGGUGUCUCAUUUACCCCAGCUGACCCCGAAAAGAUAGACUGCAAAACCAGCACAGCCGCCUUGGCUGCUUCUAAGGGAUGGAGGGGGGUAUAGUACCAUGAAGGGUGGGAUCUUUACAUAUACAGUGUAAUGCACUUGAGACUUCUCAGCCAGUACAGAGUAGUUUGCGAUCCUAAAAAUAAAGAAGACCCAUAUAGAGGGAUACAUGACUCUACUGCAAGAUUCACAUUUCUGAACAACAAUUUGAUUUUGACACUCAGAUUACUGUUUAACUCGCAAGUCUGCACAUACAGUCACACAAAGGUAGAAAUUUAGCCCCAUUCCCAUCAAAUCUAAUAACAUUUACAAUGACAGAAAAGUGAGGGAACAGAUCAGAUUUGAGAUGAUCAUGCGGUCUCAGCACUUAAGAGGCCAAGAAGUCAGAGAAGCAGAUCAGAGAGGCACUAGCUCGUCAUGGUUCCUGUUCCUUUCGCAGCAUCAGAUGUCAAAGCUAACAGUGUUCUGUCAUGUUUUUUUCUUCCUCAAGUCAACAGCUUCAGGACCUGAAGUUACAAGCCCUGUCCUGCAUAAGGGAAACGCUAAAGGCAAUUCUUCAAGUUGUUGAUUCAGCUGUCUCCUGUUUCAAGCAAAGGCUGCACACGAUUCCUCAAAAGAGACUGUGAAACAGCAAGGUGAGAAGAUGCCAGUAGUCUGGAAGAAGAGUUGGUGGUUUGUAUGUCCUGCCCUGCACCCCGUUUCCUGAAGGCAUCUAAAGUCAUCCUCUGAUCCUGUUCCUUGUCCCUGAUUUUAUGGCCCAUGAAAGCUAUGGACUAAAGUCUUUUUCCAGAUUUAAUUCAGAAGAACUUACUGGUCACAGGCAUGAAAUGGUUGGCCAGCAUUUGGGGAAAGUCUCCAUCUGAUGCGCAUUGACUCUGUUUAAGAGAAAGGAUACAGGCACAAGUUUGUCCCCUCACUUCUCCAAGCCCUGACACCAAGCUUUAUUUUAACGAUCCAAGCCUCCUGAGGAAGAUAGGAAAUCUGCCUCCCAUCAUCCUCGGGUAGAAUGUCUGCCAGCACACGUGGAAUCCAGCACGCAUUGAUUGAGCCAAUCCUUCAUCCACGGUUGUCUUUUCUGCACCAGCUGUAAUUCAGAUGAUCUCGAGGUGAAUUCGUGAAAUUGGAGCAUUGUUGGGAAAACCUGCCGCUGCUGCUACAAGAAGGAUUAACGAGUGGUUUGUAUGCAACACGUGCCUCUGUGUUUGCAAGGCUGGUAAGAGAAAGGGACUUCUCUGGAGGAGCUGAACGACGGAACAACAGAGGUGUUUUCUCACAUUUCUUCCGUCUUAAAUGUUUUGUCUUGUGUUUAGUGGACAACAGUAUUGGGCUUUCUCUUAGGAAAUGAUAAACAAUUAUGACGUCCCAAAGCAGAUUUUAAAGAAAAUAAACAGGUUCAUGUUUGACAGAUGAAUUUAGUAUCAUAAUAAUUGGAUAAUAUCCGGAAAUGCCAAAAGCCGAGUCAGUAAUAUCACAGAAAUGUUCCUGCACAGAUGCAUGCUUCUGGUUUAGUAUUUACACUUAGACAGGUUUAACACUGAAGUGGACAGUCAUAUAAUAAAGAGGGAGAUGCAAGUCGAGUGAAGACUAGUGCUUUUAUGUCCAUGUAUCAAUAAUUAAUUAAUUUUCUAAAGUAAAGCUAAAGUUUUAGCCUCUCACUUUUGAACAGAAAACAUUCAGCCUUAAAGACUUUUUUGAAGUGGAGUUGUAGUUGGAUUUCUCUGUGUGUCUUAUCCUCAGGAGGGUUUUGCUUCUCAGGACCUACAUUAAUCUUGAUUGGGGUGCAUGUGUAUUAGGUGAUAUUUUUGCCGAAAGUGAUGUGUCGCAAUACUUAAAAAGGUGAUGAGCCAGCUCCAAAAUAACUGAAAAUGUUCACUUAAACAACAAUACCCUCAACACUGACUUUCCAUAAGCAACACUGUUAGCCCUUUCCAGCUGUCCUGACAUUGAAAACAUAUUUUCUAUAUCGUACAGUAGCUUUAAUUAAAACAGUAUUGAAUUACCCCUGUGCAAACAUAGAGCCUGAGGGACUUCACGGUGAAGUUAAAGGAGGCAGGCUUGCUGAACAAUCAAUACGUUUACCUGUCUAUUCAGUAGAUCUUUUGUAAAUAUUGUAUGAUAGUGCUGUGAUUUAUUUUCAAUUGGUGCAUAUUGAAGGUUUUUUUGUUCACACAUGGGUAAGUGUGAUUUUCUUUUUUUUUUUUUUUUUUUUUUUUUUUAGACCAUUGGUGUGAAUAUGUAAACUUAACUGCAGGAUGAAGUGGUGGGAGUGGAAAAUUGCUAGAUUUUUCCCGGUAAAGCCUGAAAACAUUAGGGAAGACCUUUGAACCAAAUUGUGAAUUGCAAUAAGUCCUCUCCAUUUCCGGUCAUAUGUAAAAAGUGUUUGUUAAAAUUGUCCUUUCUGGCAGAAAGAUCACUUGUAUGUUAUAGUUGGCAGAUGUUUCCAUGUAAAGCUUGUACACAUUCAGUGAAGAAUGGGAGCAUCAUUUUUCGAUACACAAGUAAUGUGAAGGCCUUCCGGCAAUGAAAUGUUUCCGUCAGGCUCACAGCACGUCCUUGUAAUCCUUGAUUUUAGAUUUGUUCUUCCAAACUGUUCAUUGUUGGCAUAUUUCAGCAAACAUCUUGUAAUAACAAUGAUCUCAACAUGUUUUCUUUCCUCCCACUUUCAUUUACCUCAACCCCUGUCCUCUUUGCUGAUUCCCCCUCCCCCCCCUUCCUCAGUCCCCUACACCUUCCUCUCACACACCACCAAACUUCUCAUCCUUCAGCUCGUUGUAGUGCAUUGCGGGAGAACACGGGAGUGAUAAGUGGGCGAACAACCACCUCCAGACGCCGCCAGCCGAGGAGGGUGAAUUGUGAGCAAUCCAAGUCUUGGUUUGACCCACAGAAGUUGAAGCCAAUUAAAAUACAUGGGAGCCUCACUCAAUGAAAUGUGGAAAUGUCCUUCUGCUGCUAAUGUGAUUCUGCUGCUAAGACAAAUAUUUCAAGAAUUUUCCUCUGCAACCUUCUACCUGUUCAGUUUGAAAAAGAAUGUUUAACAAUUGACUGAGUUACCGUGUGCUGGCUUCUGUUUGUCCAGAUGCAUAUAAUACAUCUUUUGAUAGUUCCCAUGGACCCCCCCCCCCCCCAAAAAAAAGAGGAUUAAUGCUGGCAAUGCUGGUCGUUAUGAUCAUUUCUUUAACAGAAUUUAUUUGAUUUUGAAUAAUUUAACUUUCCUGCUAGAUUAACAGACAUAGAUCUGCAAAAGAGCGUCUUGUGUCUGGACAUACUGAACCUGCUGUUAUCAUAUUCACCUUCCUUAAGUAACUUUUCUUUUUCUUUAUAGUCUUGGUCUUUAAUAAGUAACUUUUCUUUUUUUUUUUUUUUUAUUGCUGGUGUGUGCUCCCAUGCCAAGAUGCUAUUAUUUGGUUUCUUCACGUGAUGAACUUCUCUGAUAUUUGUGUAAAUGUACGAUUUUUCACUCCUGACUGAAGUGUGAACAUCUCUCAGGUUUUCAGCAUUGACUCAGCCCGUCAGAAUGUUUGCUUUAUUCUUUUUUUUUUUUUUCCAAGUAGAAAAUUCCCCCGAUAGACGACUAACUUUAUACAUUUUCAUUUUGGAUGCUUUUGUGUUUUCCUCCCUCUGACGCCUGAUUCAUAUUUCAGAUUGAUUUAUUUUGUUGCUCCCACGUUACAGUACUCAUUGGUCUUUGUAACUCUUUCCUAUUUGACACUAGAACAAACUCCCAUGUCCCUCACUUCUUCAAACCCCUUCCAUGUCCUGCUCUUUCCUUUCUUAAUCAUCUUCAUCUGAUUUUGUCUUCUCUCCCUUUCUCUCAUUUUCUCUCCCUGCAUGCUUUCCUCUCCUGCUCUCCGCCCCCAAACAUCUUCCAAUAUUUGUCCUUUUCUCAUUCAAAUUGUUUCCUUUAAUGUUAAGUAUGUUUGUGACUGUUUUGCCUUCUGUGCAAUAGUCACAAUCUCUAGUAAGUAUUGUAUUUCUUCUGUAAAGCUUUAAGUUUAUGUUGCAACUCACUAACAACUGAAGGUUUAUCAGCAAUCCCUCCACCCUGUCCCCAACAUUAACUUCUCUACAGCUCUGACAAGACAAACUGCCAUUUUGUAAAUAUUAUGUACAUUUUGAACAAAACGAAUAAAAUACAAGUAUAAUAAG
Labrus bergylta (ballan wrasse) is the source of this 7003-nucleotide messenger RNA. It is a transcript of the gene leng8, whose product is annotated as leukocyte receptor cluster (LRC) member 8. Gene Ontology annotation, cellular component: nucleus. The record is from RefSeq and is a predicted model, not a curated record. Lineage: Eukaryota; Metazoa; Chordata; Actinopteri; Labriformes; Labridae.